AUUUUAUUUUAAUCGUGUUAUCAAUGUUAAUAUGAAUUUAAAUCUUUUCAUUUUUAUUGAAUUUUUAAAUUAAUUUUAAGCGUGAGAACUGAGUUUUUACCGUGUUUGUUGUGCAGAACAUGUUUAAAUGCUGCUGAAGCUCCUGCUUUGUUGUUCUCCAGCCAAACUGUUGAAAACUUACUGGCGUCUUCCUUAGCCAAUAGGAACGCAGCACUAUGAGCCCUCACAUGUCACCCAGCCAAUAGGCGCGCAGUGGGCGGGGCUUCGUUCCCGGCUAACGUAAGCGUUGUUUGUAGGAAGAAGAAGCCGAUUCUGGAAGCCAUUACGCUGCGCUCAUAAAGUGAGCAAAUCGUACUAUUUUUGCGUACAUUACGCACGUUUACCUCCGUCAGGAGCGUCUCCCGCAGGUAUGGCUUCGGCCGCCAAGAAGAGGAAGAUGAAUUUCUCGGAGCGGGAGGUGGAAAUCAUCGUGGAGGAAAUAGAGAAGCAGAAGCAGACUCUGGUGAGCCACUUCAACGCGGGAGUCACGCACAUGGCCAAGAACAACGCCUGGAUGGACAUCCUGAAGAAGGUGAACGCCGUCACCACCUGCCCGCGCGAGCUGCCCGAGGUCAAGAAGAAGUGGUCCGACAUGAAGACCGAGGUCCGCCGGAAGGUGGCCCAGGCCCGGGCCGCCAUCGAGGGCACGGCCGCGGACUGCGCUCCGGUCCCGGUCAUCCUCACCGCCAUGCAGCAGCGGAUCUGCAACCUGCUGGGGGAGGCCACCAUCAUCAGCUUACCGGCCGGGGACCCGGAGGCGGAGAUCAGCCUGCCGGUGGCGGUGAGCGCCGCGACCACCGUCACCCUGACGGAAGCUCUUCCAGGACCAGCAGGGGGCGUCUGUGAGGAGCCCAAACCGCUGACUGCUGAAACCACGUACCACGCCCUGGAGGACGGCGGCGUGGUGGAGUACUGCACCGCCGCCGCUGUGGGAGACUCCGCCCCCGCCGUGAUGGCCACCGUGGAGACGCCGGUGGAGAUGCUAGCGCCGUCGCUAGCCUCGCCGGCGCCGCCGCAGGCCAAGCCGCAGGAGCUGAAGAGCCGCAUCGCCCUGAACUCGGCGCGCCUGCUGCAGGAGCAGCGCGUCACCAACGUCCACAUCCGCCAGAUCGCGCAGCACCUGGAGGGGCAGAACGAGCUGCUGCAGGUGAUGCGGCGCUGCCAGGAGGCGCAGGCACUGGCGCAGGAGCGGCAGGCGCAGGCGCUGGAGGGGACGCAGGCCGCGCUGCUGGCGCUGGUCCAGAUGCUGCGGCCCGCGCUCAAAGACCUCAGGAAGUUCCUGCAGAGCGGGGCGGAGCCGGCGCCCGCGGCAACGGCGGCGCCCACAGCAACGACAGCGCCCGCGGCAACGGCAACUCCGCCUGUCGGCACCGCAGAGGAAGAACAGAGCAGGUGUAAAAGUCCUGCUGCAGCACCGCAGCAACCCGAUCCGCUGGAGGAGACACACUGACCCAAAACCGGUUCUGACCCAGUUCUGACCCGCGGGAGGAGACUCACUGACCCAAAACUGGUUCUGACCCGGUUCAGACCCAGUUCUGACCUGCUGGAGGAGACAUACUUGCCCAAAACUGGUUCUGACCCGGUUCAGACCCGGUUCUGAGCCGCUGGAGGAGACACACUGAGCCAGAUCCGAUUCUGACCCGGUUCAGACACAAUUCUGGCCUGGUUCUGAGCUUUUUCUUAUCUGCUCUGAUCCGGUUCUGACUCGCUGGAAGAGACUCACUGAGCCAGAUCCAGUUCUCAAUCGGUUCUGACCCGGUUCUGAUGCUCAGCCUGGUUUUACAGGUUACAGACAGGAAGCUGCAGUGCUGCUGUUGCUCCACUGGGGGCGCUGUGUCCCUACAAGCUGUGUUUUUUUAAUUCAUGCAGUUCUGUUUGGGUCUGAAGACAUUAAAUCAUUUUUAAUAAAUAAAA
This is a messenger RNA of Xiphophorus couchianus (Monterrey platyfish), 1953 nucleotides long. It is a transcript of the gene naif1, whose product is annotated as nuclear apoptosis inducing factor 1. Gene Ontology annotation, cellular component: nucleus. The transcript is spliced from 3 exons. NCBI's taxonomy places the organism in Eukaryota, Metazoa, Chordata, Actinopteri, Cyprinodontiformes, Poeciliidae. The coding region runs from base 410 to 1489 and encodes 359 amino acids. The record is from RefSeq and is a predicted model, not a curated record.